Messenger RNA from Morus notabilis, 621 nucleotides. RefSeq lists its product as uncharacterized. The transcript has a single exon. NCBI's taxonomy places the organism in Eukaryota, Viridiplantae, Streptophyta, Magnoliopsida, Rosales, Moraceae. Bases 1 to 621 code for a protein of 206 amino acids. The record is from RefSeq and is a predicted model, not a curated record.
AUGAAACCUGAACAAAAUCAAGAUGAGGUAGAACCUAAUGUUGCUGCAGCAACGCAACAGCAGCAAGAAGCCGCAAGAACGUGCCAGAAUAGACCACCACCGCCCUUUCCUCAAAGAUUUCAGAAGAAACAACAGGACAAGCAGUUUGGGAAGUUUCUUGACGUGCUGAAACAACUUCAUAUCAAUAUCCCAUUAGUUGAAGCUCUUGAGCAAAUGCCAAAUUACGUAAAAUUUAUGAAAGAAAUUCUUUCCAAGAGGAGGCAUUUGGGUGAGUUCGAGACAGUGGCACUUACAAAAGAGUGUGGGCUGAUUUCUCAAAGCACUUUACCACCUAAAUUGAAGGACCCAGGGAGUUUCACAAUCCCAUGUUCGAUUGGCAACACUUAUUUUGGUAAAGCCUUGUGUGAUUUGGGUGCAAGCAUAAAUUUAAUGCCAAUGUCUGUUUUUAAGCAGCUAGGUAUUGGUGAAGCUAGGCCAACUACAGUCACCCUUCAACUUGCCGAUCGAUCAUUUGUUCAUCCGGAGGGAAAAAUUGAGGAUGUGUUGGUGCGUGUUGAUAAAUUCAUUUUUCCGGUGGAUUUUGUGGUCUUGGAUUAUGAAGCAGACAAUUAUUUUGGGUAG